CACAAAUGUGUCAAACUAUUAGCCACUUGAAGUAAAGAAAGAAGAGAUAAGGGAUCUCCUAUGGGAAGAUUUUUUCUUUCCCUUUUUCUCUCUUUCUUUUGUUUAUAAUGGAUUAAAUGCAAUUUGUUUAGGGAAAGACAAUGACAGCACACAAGAAGGAAAAGUGUUGUGGCGUUCAAUUCCUAGACAAAAGCAUUAUAUUUGAUCAUUUUCCAUUUCCUCCUGGAAAAUUUGGGGUUUCUUUUUUAUCCACUUCGUUCAGACAUGUCAGCUACUGUUUAGUAGUUCCAUCAUCCUCCGAAUUGCUCCCUGCUCGAAACUGUGUAGUCACCAUUCCAGUCCAGAGAGUGAUGACGGGAAAGAGUAAUCAACCACCGCAGCCUCCACCACAGCCGGCAGCACAAACUGUGCCAUUGGUAUCGGUGGGGGUUGCAGAGUCUUUUUCUUUGGAUGCACCAUCUGCGCAGGCAAAGAUGAUAGCUGUAAUAAGAGAAAUCAUGACCAACGCACCCCAGAAGAUCAAAACUGCACUGCUGCUGCUUAAGCUUUCAUUGUUGCUGCUUCCAUCCCCUCGUGCUGCUUCCUUCCAUUCCCUCACCAUCUACGUUCAAUCUCUCUCACUAACUCUCUUUUGUCUGUUGAAAUUGCUAGCAAUUCUAUGUACUCUCGGGUGAAGGACACUAACAUAAACGAGGACAAGGCUAUAAUCCGUUGAAUAGUACACUAUAUAAAUUUAUCAGACAGUUGGUCUUCUCGGGCAAGCUAGGAAUCAAAUUGCACCGCGUUUCAAUUCUGUGGGCCGUUCAGAGACAAAUGUACACGAGUACAGAAACAUUGACUAGAAAAACCGUAGUGUGUCCAGACUCCAGGCCCAGACCUUAUCCCUUUCAAGCCGCUUUGUUGACGGGAAAAGUGACAUAAAAAGAAAGUAAUGUAAACGGGAAAGAAAAGAGGGGCCUCUUUC
Molecule: messenger RNA, 964 nt
Organism: Carya illinoinensis
Lineage: Eukaryota; Viridiplantae; Streptophyta; Magnoliopsida; Fagales; Juglandaceae
Exons: 2
Coding region: 141-674 (177 amino acids)
Source: RefSeq, a predicted model, not a curated record